Messenger RNA from Iphiclides podalirius (scarce swallowtail), 2178 nucleotides. Lineage: Eukaryota; Metazoa; Arthropoda; Insecta; Lepidoptera; Papilionidae. The record is from the annotation of a GenBank genome assembly.
AUGCCGUCACUGAGAAUAGACCAGAGUGACCUGAAGUGUAAGAAUGGAUGUGAUUACUUCGGUAAUCCCCAAUGGCAGGGCUACUGCUCAAAAUGUCACAGAGAACAGUUGCAACGCCAAAGAAGAGCGGAGAAGGCGUCAUCUGCGACUUUGCCCAGACAAGAACAGAAGAAAGCGGAGCGCAGCCAGAAGCUGUCAUCCAACUCUUCAUUUUCCAAGUUCGAGGAGAAACGGUUGCGUCAGAGCGAGACGCUGAAGAAGGCGAAUCUGCUCAAAUUCAGCGUUUUCAAGAAGAGCAGCACAGACGAACACGACCAGUCGGAGCGGCGGCUCCAGGAGUUCAAGGUGCCCUCUAUGGUCAACGAGGGCAUGAAGAGGGACUUCCGGGUCCGCUUCCCCAGCCUGCCCGCCCAGGUGGAUCGGGACGCGCGCGUUUUCGUGCACAGCUUCAUAAUGGACGUGAUCAAGUGCUCGAACGUGAUGACGGUCGACGAACUCUCCGAGAGGGUGCAGAGACAGUACCAGAGGUUCAUGCGCCACAUGGACACGUCGCAGCACUUCGCCAGCGUCGAUCCGGAGACGAAGGAGCUACUUAUGGACUUCGUGGAGAAGCACGCCAUGACGUACCUACACGAGUUGCCGGCUGUCGUGUUCUCCCCCGCCGGCACCGACGACGAGAGGGCGGACCGCGCCAUGUCCGACAGGAUCCAGCAGCUCAGCUGGGUGGGCGAGAAGCACCUGGAGUGCAACCUGGACAGGAACAACGCCACCUGCAGGCAGCUGCUGUACAAGGCGAUCAGCGAGUUGCUGGGCAUGGACGGGUGCGCCGCCCCCGGCGGAAAAUUGGCGCGCGUGCGGCGCUGCUGCCGCCACGUGAUGGCGCUCUGCGGAGCCCCGGCCUCCGCCGACGAGCUGCUGCCGCGGCUCAUAUUCACCGUGCUGAAAGCGAACCCGCCCCGCCUCGUCAGCAACAUCAACUUCGUGACUCGCUUCUGCAACGCGCAGCGACUAAUGACCGGCGAGGGCGGCUACUACUUCACUAACCUGUGCUGCGCUGUGUCGUUCAUCGAGAACCUGACCGCGGAGUCGUUGAGCAUGGACAAGAAGGAGUUCGACUGCUACAUGGCCAUGCCGGCGACCAUCGGUGGCAGCGCCUGGGCGGCGGCGCUGUCGUUGUGCGGAGCGGCCAGAGAGGCGGAGGAGCAGAGGGCCCACGCCGACCGCCUCCUGGAGGCGGCCGCCGACCUGGAGAGGCGGGCGCUGGAGCAGGAGGCCAGCGCCGCCACCUUCGAGGAGCAAAUCGCCAAGAAGGUCCAGGACGUUCUGGCCAAAACCCCGCUGGAGAUCAAGCCGCGUCGCGAGCUGCCCAGGUUCGGGAAGCUGCAGGGCUCGGCGCCGCUCAUAGACCUGGAGAACCCAGCGCCGGUAGAAGAGCCCCAGGAGAUGGCACCCAUUAAGCCGGAAUCAUCACAAGCGCCGACCGAACCAGAGAAAACGCCGGAGAUUCCCGCGCUGGAGACUACGGAGGUCCAAGCCGAGGGUCCGAGCCAGGAGCCCUCGCCGUCCAAGUCGCCUCAGAACCCCGACGACAGUAGGUGGGACCUCAAGCAAACUAUCCAGGCGCCCUCGCCGUCCAAGUCGCCACAGAACCUCGACAGGUGGGGCCUCAAGCAGACCAGCUCGAUGGAGCUGCUGACCCCGUCACCGCUCGGCUUCGCGCCGUUCGACUCCAGGUCCAUCGACGAGCUGGUGACCCCCGAAGAGUUUGGGGAGCACCUGGCGCCUGGCCUGAGCGGCAUCAACUACGACAUCGACCUAUCAGACCUCAGCGGCGACAACAGCCUAGCGGAGGACGCUAAAUCCGACCCAAAGGAUCCCUUCAGUCCGGAUAGUAUAAAGAGCUUCGACCCGUUCGCUCCUCUAGUACCACGCGGGAGCGGCGCCGCCUUAGAGAAGUACGACGAGUUCACCUUCAGCGCUGCCGAUUCGAAGAAUGACAGCGGGGAGGUGUACGAAGUGGUCCACAGAGGGAGGGACCCCUUUAGCCCUGUGACUGUUGCCGAUGAGCCCUUUUGUACCGCUCCUAAGGAACAGACCUCUAUACUCGAUGACAAUCACUCCCCGACGGCAGCGUGUCUGCUCCCUUCCCCGAUGCUCCCCCAGACCAGUAAGCCAGCC